Messenger RNA from Adelges cooleyi (spruce gall adelgid), 4536 nucleotides. RefSeq names its product rho GTPase-activating protein 39 (gene RhoGAP93B). The transcript has 17 exons. The record is from RefSeq and is a predicted model, not a curated record. Gene Ontology annotation, cellular component: cytoplasm; cytoskeleton. Bases 319 to 3747 code for a protein of 1142 amino acids. Lineage: Eukaryota; Metazoa; Arthropoda; Insecta; Hemiptera; Adelgidae. Gene Ontology annotation, biological process: signal transduction. Gene Ontology annotation, molecular function: protein binding; GTPase activator activity.
CACAAUUUCCAAAGAGGUUGCACAUUGGGGUUUGUGACAUUUGCCAGAAUCAGAUGGUGUGCACCAUAGAUAUAAAGUGUAAACUUUAUAUCUGUAUGGUGUAGUCGAAUUUUUUCUGUAUAAUUAAUAUUCGUAUAUGUAAUAUGUAUAUAAUAUUACAUUAUCAGCAGAAUAAUACUGUUGUAAGUAAUAAUUUGUAUGUUUUGGUGAAAACAAAGUUCACGGUGGCGUUUGGCCCGUUUUCUUGUAAAAUGCCUUCAAUGUCGGUCUGAAAUAGGAAUUACUCGAAAGAGAAUUCAUCAAAUAAUCAACAGAAACAUGACUUCGGAAAGAGUGGUAUGGGUCGAGAUAAUCGAACCCAAGACAAAAGAGUAUAUGUACGCUAAUUUGACGACCGGCGAGUGCGUUUGGGAUGCGCCAAUCGGAGUGCCCGUCAAAAAAACUGACAACAAUCAAUGGUGGGAGCUAUUUGAUCCGGUAACCAAUCGUUUUUAUUACUAUAAUGCUGCUUCUCAAAAAACGGUAUGGCAUCGGCCUCCAAAUUCUGAUAUCAUACCAUUGGCAAAAUUGCAAACAUUAAAACAAAAUACCGAACCGAAUGAUGAGAAUGAUCGUAAACAUCCAAAAGAGUCUGUAUCGACUCAGACGCCGGGUCGAAGUAGAAUGGCUCUACCGCUAUCUUCAAGUAACCAAAAAUUGGGUAACGUUGAAAACGUUCGCACUUUCAAGAUGAUGGAUCCCGUCUCGACAACUAAACGGUCUGUGGAUUCAGAAACUCAAACUUCACCCCUUACACCUCGUAGAUCACAUCAUCACCAUCAUCAUCAUAGCAACAACAACAAACAUCAGCAACAAGCGAGUACACCAACCCGUGGUCGACGUGGUAAUCAACCAAACAUGUGGUAUAACCGUACAGCUUAUUCUCAGGAUUCUGGUCGUUCGAGUGAUUCGAGUUGCGUAUCUAUUCAGUCUUCGAGCGGGAAGGACGCAAAUGUCGGUUUAUCAAUGUCAGCCAGUACACCAUUGUUCAAAAAGAAACUAUCUCAACCUCCCACUCCUCAAUCGAAUCUUCCUAUUCAACGUAGUUCUUCCAACGCUUCACAGUACCAGUUGUUGUUAGGCAAACAGAAAAGUUUCGACACUGACAUUAGCAUCGGGGGUGGCUACAGUCUGGGUCAUGACAACCGCAACAACAGUUGUUCGCGGCCCCGUCCCCCUGUUAUAUUGUCUUCCAGUCUGUCUAACAGUCAAAUUUCCCGUAGUCAAAGUUUCGCCCAAAAGUCAUUAGGCGUCAAGACGCCCCUAGAAGCCGAUGAUGAGGAUUCCAUGCACGAGAAAUAUUUAUCACCCAGUGGACUGAUGGGGAUGCCGCCAAGACAUGGCAAGAAAUCUGUAGAAUCCACACCACUGACCUCGCGAAAAUGGCAUUCCCAUUCUGACGCGGGAUCCCCGACAUCAUCCUCCAAAACUCGCCCUCCUCUAACUCCGGAGUACGCUAACUUUGCUGCUCCUCCUCCACCACUCGUAGCUCCUAGCCAAUCAAGUUCAAAAUCAUCAUUAACUCAAUCGACUAAAUUGUCGAAAAGUUCAAAAGAGGCGGGACUCUCUAGUAGUGACGAUGAAUCUGUCAGAGACCAAAAUUCCAGUUCCAGUGUAUCCAGUAGUCCUCCCACUACCGGUAAAAUCGAUCAAAGGCUUAAUAAAAGCGAGAACAAAAUUAUUGAUAACUAUCCGAAAACCAGACCUGUGUCGAAUCACUCUAGCUCAUCUAGUCAACGCGGUGGAGCUGUAAGGAAAAGUAUUAGUCCGGCCACUUCAGAUAAAAAACCAGCUCCGCUGUACAGCAAUAUAGACAUGUUCGAAGGAAGAAUUCUACCACUUCAUCAAUAUAUUUUAGAACAAAGAAAAUUAUCAGGUUCUGAAGAGGAAGAUGCCGAAAUUGAAGAUCUAAUUGGCGUGAUGGGUACGGCUACUGGAUAUGACAGCGACGAGUUCGCGGACGACGAGGGCGCGAUCAGUCAGGGGGAACAGUCUAGUUCGCCAUCGCCCUCGAAUACGUCUUCCAGACAUUAUCUGAGAGACGAAUUGGAUUACGAUCAUUUGACUGCAAUGCGAAUCUCUCAACCGCGGAGUUACACUAAUGACGGUCGUGUAUGCGAUUACGUAGUGGAAACUGCAAGUAACAACCAACACUAUUACAAUACGGUUACUAAUACUUUGGCGUCCCAAAGAUCUGCAAAUCUAGUCACACCAUCUAUACCAGAUCCUUUUUGUAGUUCGGCCCCGACACUUCCGUUAGAAACUCAGCAUACGUCGCUAAGAAGACGAAAAGACCAACACGUCCAGCCCUCUGCGGCUUUAUAUUCUCCGAUAAUGGAAAGAAACGAAUUUUUAUUGGCUCGCUACGCCAACACCAAUCGCACAGUAUUACACCCAUCUUUAGUUCAAGACGUUCGAACGCGAUUGCCUGGCUAUUACUACCAACAGGCGUCCCGAUCGUUGUUGAGUCGAGACAAAAAAACUACGUCGGAAAGCGACAUUGAAAAAUAUGCCCAGGACAACUUGAACAUACACAAGAAAGGUAUAUUCCGCAAGAAGUUUUCCGUCAGGGACAUGCUUUCUUGGUCGAAGGAUCCGAUUCGUAAGCCAAUGUUAGUGCUGUCGGACAAAGCGUUGAAAAAGGAAGCUUGCGAUCUGUUCAAACUAGUUCAGACCUACAUGAGCGAUCGUAAAGCCAAAUUGGGCAUGACGUUAAAUAGUGUAGCACUAGAAAUAUGUAUGACCGGUUUUAUGAAACCGACUCUAAGGGACGAACUAUACAUACAAAUAUGUAGACAGACAACUGAGAAUCCCAGAAAAGAAAGUUUACGUCGUGGCUGGGAACUGUUGGCCAUCUGUUUGUCGUUUUUCCCGCCUUCUCCGAAACUGCAAAAGUAUUUGGAAAGUUACAUGGAACGACAUCGCGACCCCGGUCUGGACAGUUAUUCCACAGAAGUCGGUCGGUGGCCAGUGCACGUACAAGUUAGCCAUUACGCCAGCGUAGCGACCAAAAGGUUACACAGAAUGGGCGUGGAUGGCAAAAAAGCGGUUCGACGACCUACUCUCGAAGAUAUCGAACAAGCAAGAAUGCAAAUAUUUAGACCCAGUCUGUUUGGGAAUACCAUCAAUGAAGUCAUCGAUCUUCAGAAAGAACGUUUUCCACAUCACAAAUUACCGUGGGUACAAACUACGCUCUCUGAUUUAGUAUUGAGGCUUCGAGGCGAUCAAACUGAAGGAAUAUUCAGAGUUCCGGCCGACAUGGACGAGGUAAUGUCAUUGAAGAGCCGCCUAGACGUUUGGGACGUGCCCGGUCCCGAGGAAUUGACCGACGCCCAUACGCCGGCGUCGUUGUUGAAACUUUGGUAUCGCGAGCUGUACGAACCACUGGUGCCCGACCACAUGUACGCAGAAUGCAUCGCGGCCCAUCAAGACGCCCGCCGUGCCAUAACGAUCGUUCAUCGAUUGCCUCCCAUUAACAAAUUGGUCCUGUCGUACCUCAUUCAUUUUCUGCAACUGUUCACCAAACCCGAAAUCGUUCAGAUUACCAAAAUGGACGCCAACAACCUGGCCAUGGUGAUGGCACCCAAUUGUCUGCGUUGCACGUCCAUCGACCCUCGCGUCAUAUUCGACAACGCUCGCAAAGAAAUGGCAUUUAUGCGUUUGUUGAUUUUACAUUUCGACGCCUCCUUCAUGGAAGGUGUUUUUUAAACUGUCGAGAUUUUUAAGUUCCAUACACGACUCCUAUAACUAAACCAAAGGUUAAUAUUAUUAUAUAGCAACAUGAUAUUGCACACUAAUUUUAGUAUUAUUAUUAAUUUUAAGUUAGUAUUUACUAUGAUGAUAUUUUGAUGUCUUGGUCGGUAGUUUAGGUAUGCGUUACCAGACGUGUAAUUGACGUUCAACAAAAAACAAAAUUGUGUAUUAUUUAUAACAGACUUCAUGACUUACUACUUGAAUUUUAUUCCCUCCCACUGCCUAUAUAUUAUUACGUUGUUUUUUUUUAAUUUUUUGCUUAUUAUUAUACAAAUUCACUUUUGUAAAGAAACUAAAUGUAUGUGUUUAUUUUUGCUUACACCAUUUUUAUUGCGGUAGAAAUGGAUUACUAUAUAAUAUAGUUUUAAAAAGUAACAUAAUAUAGUCAAAUAUAAUAUUGCGUACAACUAAAACGGUUUUUAAAGUGUAGUGAAAACAUUAUUUUAGAUCGAUCUUGAUGAUGCGGUGUACAAAUUUUUAACAAAAUAUUAUUACUAGCGAAAUAAAUCUGUAUUGUUUAGAAUUCGACCAAUGUUCAAUACCUUAUUUAGGGGCUAUGUACUUGUAACUGUCGUUAAUAAAAAGAGAAGCUUUGAAAAAGAGAUUUUUUUAUUUUUACUUCUAUUCUAAAAAACAAAAUGUUCCAUUAACACUUUAUAGUCUACUAAUAUAAAAAUUACAUAUAAGUGACUGUUUUUUUAAAUAUAUAUAUAGAGCAUUUAAAAAUACUCAACUUUUUUUUUU